Molecule: messenger RNA, 3698 nt
Organism: Puntigrus tetrazona (Sumatra barb)
Lineage: Eukaryota; Metazoa; Chordata; Actinopteri; Cypriniformes; Cyprinidae
Gene: slc52a2
Product: solute carrier family 52 member 2
Exons: 3
Coding region: 295-3024 (909 amino acids)
Biological process (GO): riboflavin transport
Cellular component (GO): plasma membrane
Molecular function (GO): riboflavin transmembrane transporter activity; 3'-5'-RNA exonuclease activity
Source: RefSeq, a predicted model, not a curated record
CUCUUUGUAAGUGAUUCGCUGAAGCAAAGUGGACUAGCAGUGCCUUUUUAGCCAAAUAGAACGCAUGGAAUACGUCCAAUCAAAGAUUGUUCAGACGCACACGUGACUGAACAGGGAAGUCCGUGAUGUAGAGUGGACGGUCCUCUGUUUUAUGAAAAUUAUUGCCUGGGUCCAAAGAAACACGCUGCACAGCAUACCUGUAACUACUACAAAGAAAAGACUACUACAGCCGAAUAAGUCGCGUGCCUCACCAGAUGGUUUAAAAAACAAGCCAAGCCACUUUGAUGUUCAACUAUGGAGGACCUGCAAGACUUUGGUUCCUCUAGUGCAAGUGCUAAGACCAUUUCUGCUGAGCUCAAGGAUGAUUUUUACUCCAAGCUUGUCGCUGACUUCCUUGGUGCUCAUUACGGGGAGCUGUUGGAGCUGGACGAAAAGCCCUGGAAAAUUCGCAUGUUGAUUCAGAUUGGACUGAUGAGAGAGGAGCAAGAUAUUUCAUGGGUUGAUUUAAUUCAGUGGCUCCAAAAGAUUGCCCCAAUGUUUCAGUCGGCUGAUUUUCGAAGCUUGAUUGAGAGGAACACCACGACAGCUUUGAGCUUAACUGGAGGUGCCAGGCAGAAGUUUCUUGAUUCAGAUGUAAACUUUGAAUUUGUUGGACCUAUAUGUGAUAGUAUUGGAAUCGGAAGAAGAGAUUUACUUGAAAUGUCUGACUUUUCUGAUCGUGCAAAAUUAACUGCUCUCACAAAUGGACUCAUUCUCGAAUUGACAAAUUUUAUUUCACGAGAGAAAUUAGACCCGGUUGUCCUAGUGUCCUGGAUUCGUAACUUUGAGCCUUUAUUUUGUAGUGAUGGCAAGAUUCAAAGAGCCUAUAGGCUCCUACGGUCAAGUCUUAAGAAUUUCAGAAUACAGUAUCGCAACAAUCAGAGGAGCCGAAAGAGGAGCCGCGGAUUUCUGGAUGAGUUUCUUCAGAGUCCGUUUGAUCUUGCUCCUGAAGCUGAUGCAGAUGAUAUUGAAUACAGGAGGGUGGCAAUGGUCAAAGCACAUCUGAGGAAGAAACGGCGUAUUUCCAUGCAUAAACCUAACUCUUUGGUCAAGGAGGAGGAUGAGUCCUUCCGUAUUUCGCAGACAGAUAUGACUGUGAAAACUCACCCUGAACCCAAGCAAAUGCCUGAUUUGUUCAGUGUUAAAAACGAACAGAGAUCAGAGAGCCAUCAAAUACCAAUACGGUCACUGAAAGAUGACAAAGAAGACCCAAGAACCGACACGGGCGACAAUGUAACACUUCUGGAUAUCUCUGUGCUGUCUUGGCAAAAGAUUGCAGAAAUGAAUGGAGGAAAGAACGAAGCUGCCAAGAAGGUUUCACUAGAUCUGCUUCAAAAUCACUUCUCUGCAAUGCUAAAGGAAGAUGCUAAUCUAAGAACUCUCGAUGACAAAGUCAAAGUAAGCACACAUCCACUAGUGCCAGCAUUGCAUUUCCUGCGUUACAUCUGCCAGUUCCUUUUCGAACUCAUUGAUGUAAUUGACCAGCAAAUGAUAUCAUUUGAAAAAGAUAUAGUGUACACCAUGGGUGAGAAACUUGGACGUGACAAGCACCCCAGGUUUCGGAGUUUUGUCAACUUCGAUGAGAGUGCAGUGACCCGUUACAUACACAUGGCUUCGGAAAUGUUAUGUCCAAGCGAGGAGACCAACCCUAAUUACCGCAGGCACUGGCUUGCUUUUUGUCUUGAAAGAAAAAACCCUUCCAAACUGCCUAUUUAUAGGUCAAAUCGUAUCAUUAACUACUUUGAAGCAGCCGCUGGACUCAUUCACCAUCAUGAAGAUGUUGCUCUCUUUGUAUCUGACCUGCAGCUCCUGAAUGAUGACUCGAAUAUUCUGUUGGAGAGUGUCAAUGCUGACGCAAGUGAUGAGGCUUUACAGGCAUUGGUCUGUGUGGUUGCUGUUGUGUACCUUAAAGUCUUGGGACCCUUUUGGCAGCUUCUGAAGAGUGAUGGAGAAUAUCCUCUUUUCAGUAGAUAUAUCCUGUGCUUGUAUGAAAAGCUUUUGGAAUGGUCGCAAGAUGCGAGUUGCCUUUUGCAACCAGAGGCCUUUGUCAAUGUAUUCUUACAGGUUCCAAUGCAAGAGGUGACUUUUGGAGGAGUGUUCAGAUUUUGCCGUGAUAAUGCAGAGAACCAAUUCGGUACUCUGAUAAAAGCUUGCUUAGAAAGGAUGAUGAAAGCCCUCGCAGCUGUACUAGAGGACAAUCUUAAAGAUUUCUUACCUGGUGGUGAACACUGCAAAGAUCUGCCUUCGGAUAUAGCCGUUCAAAUGGCAAACUGCACAUUUUUACAGCUUAUGGGCGAGUACCCCUUUGGUCAUGCAUACCCAUAUGAGAAGAACAGGCCUGAUAAAACUCUUGGUCGGACAGAGGGUUCAGUUUCUGAAAAUGCAGAACAAGACCCUUCCUGGGAGACAGCAGAUGAACCUACAUCAGCAGUGGUCACAAUGUCACCUGCUAAAACCACUCAAAAACGCUACUCCAUCUUUGACGGAGCAAAUUUCAAUGCCGCCAAAAAAAUGAAGGUGUCUAGACUUAAGCAAAAAGCCCAGGAUCACAUUUAUAGGAAAAUGAUCAUUGGAGCAGUUUCAAAAUACGGUGGCCCAUGUAAAAGCAAGCAAGACGUUGAACGAUUGCUCACAAAACUAGAAGGUGCAAGCCAUGCUCAUAUACGUGAAGUCAUUCGCUGUGAGCUGAACUACCAGAAGAGCAUCUUGGGUUCCAGAGACAAAAAGCUAACUCGUAUAGGAUUCUCUUUGAGUGACAUGGUUUCUACACUGAAGGACGUCCUGCCAAAUGAGAGGGUUAUAGUUAUAUCACCGACUGAGAAUGCACUUGGUCACGCUGAGAUUCAAGAGACCCCGGCUGAAACAUCAUCCCUCGACCCCCAAAGUACAGACACUGGUCAACAAGAUAAACAAAGGCAUAGCAUUGAUAUAAAGAGAACAAAUGUUUUUGGCCCUUGUUACAGGGAGAACUUUGAGUUUCUCUGAAUGUGUUUUAACCUGAUAAAAAUGUUAAACAUGUUGCUAGCAUUAGUUGUUUUCACAUGUGGUAAAAAUCUUUGUUUUCAGAUGUUUUGUUACUAACAAACUUGUUAUUUUACUAGAAUAGUAGACUUUAGUUAAAUUGUUCAUUGUUUUUUAUUUGUUUUUCAUAAAAAGUUGCAUUACAAAAUAAAAAUGUUUGUAGCAAAAUGCUCGUCUUUUUAUUAAAUAAAAAAUCUACUACUACUACCAAUGAUAAUACAAUAAGAAUAUUAUAACAAUCAUUAGUGUACAAGUGUACACACAUGAAUUUCACACUUUUUAGCCAGUUACAUGUGGCUUCUAUAACAUUUCAAAGAAUCUGUAGCAUCACACAUUUGAGUACUGUGCUUUUAAGCAGAGUAAAUUUUACAAUUAAUGAAAAACUUUUAAAAUGUUUAUACAUAUAUUUAACAGUUUUUUUCAUAUUUAAAAUUGGCCAUAUUCAAUAUACUCUAUAUUGCUUUGCUGUAUAUAAGGGAGCACUUUAUUGGUUUUAAAUAAUUUGAUAUCAGAUGACAUCGUUUAGCAUGAGGAGAGCAAUUUACAUUGCCUAUUCUAUUCUUUCAAAUACAGUCAUAAGAAACAAGUGUACUAUGUAUAAUGAAAAACAUGGACGCUCUAACUUACUUGUGCCCUUU